AUUAUUCUGGCUUGGUUCUUGCCUCUGUUUGGGUACUCCGGCGAAUCGUCUGAGUUGGGGACUGGUCCUCCUCCUCCUCCCGAUGGGGGGCUGGAACCGGUCGCGGCAUGUGAGAUGGCAGCGUGACCGCCCGCGGCGCCCUCCGCUCCCUCCGCCUGAUUACGGACCGGAGCACUGCUCAGUCCCAUUAUGGGAAAGGGAAUUCUGCAGCUACGUCGGCAACAUUUCUUGGCAAAGGUUCUGUGAAAACAAGCGGUAUGCUUCAGUAGACAAUACCCUCGAGCACUGGGACGAUUCAGGAGCUCUUGAGAAUUUCCAGAACUCAAAGGCGAGGUUCUGGGCUCACUACCAUGGCCAACCUUCGGAUAUUCCUUUGCCGGACCCUGAUAUGUACAUCGACAAGGUCGACCACCGCUGCAGAGUCGACCCUGAGCUGGUAGCUGAUCUGGAUAAGGUACGGGUACCAUUUGAAACGGAUUACAGUUCUGGCCUGGCUACUGGAUCGACCGAUGCCGGGGCGGAUAACAAGCGCGCCCAGAACCAGUGCGGGAACUGGGAUAUCUAUGUGGAAAAACCAUCUGAAGUCAACAGGUGGGAAUGGGAGGCUAGUUCAAAACCCGACUUGAGCUGGGGAGCGAAGAAUGAAACUUCGGGUGUAUGGGGUAAUGGCAACUCAGGUUGGGGUGAUGCUCUGGAGAAACCCAACUGGCGUGGCUCGAGCAACGACCAUUACUCGUCGAACAAUAGAAACAGCGGCUUUUUUGGUGGAUCCAGCAAUAGGCACCAGCAGGAGGAUCCAACCCAUGCAUCUGGAAGGAAACGGAACAGCGGGGAGUACUCACAGCAGUGGAACAGCAAGCAUAGGAGACAGGAUGGGCGGUAUCAAAUUAGCAGUUGCCGGGGACGAAAUGACGAAUGGCGUCCAUGGCACUAGAUGACUUGCAGAUAAAUGGUUACCAGGGGAAAAAUGGCUCUUGGUUUUGUGGCAGAAGCGUGAAGGUCUUAUUCCGUUCAGCGGGGAUUGGACCGGAUUGAGAGGGGAUUUUGUCCUAAAAUCCACCUCAACCCUCUUCAACCUCUUCCAAUCCGCUUGGAUCGCUGGUUAACCGAACAAGACCGGAAGAAAUUUUGGUGAAAGACGAGUAGGUUGUAGCUUUUGUUUUCUCUUGGUUGUAAUGGAGGAGCAUGACUGCUAUCUUGCUACCGUUUCAGUGCAAAGAAAUGUUCUCCA
Zea mays is the source of this 1231-nucleotide messenger RNA. RefSeq lists its product as uncharacterized. The record is from RefSeq and is marked predicted. Lineage: Eukaryota; Viridiplantae; Streptophyta; Magnoliopsida; Poales; Poaceae. The transcript has 2 exons. The coding region runs from base 83 to 934 and encodes 283 amino acids.